AUGGAGUCAAAAACGUAUCUAAUCCGUCCGGACACUCCAUUUGAGGGUAAAUAUCCUCUUUCUUCAUGCGAUCUUCAAGUUCCUCCGGUAUUCACUAGCAAACUGCUCAUCUAUUCCACCGAUGACGAGCAACUAUCACCUUACUCUCAGGAGGCUCAGAGCCUCAUUUCGCGUUUACAGGAUAGCUUGAAAUCCUUCCUUCGUCAGCCUGAGCCUGGGAUCUUGGCUUACCCCCAAUUACUUGGCCAAGUUGUCCGACCAGGAGACGGAGGCGAGCCUCAUAUUGCGGUGAAGGAAUCAUCUGCAAUUCACUUCAAUGUCGCGCACAGACCAGAUAUCAAAUUUGAUAGCUUGCACCGCAAUGGCAGAUUUGCAGUGGAGGCGAUCAAUCUUGCCGAUUUCAAGGUGGAGGUUGAUCUGACCAAGUCACCGGAUAGUUCACGGAACUGUGUCAUUCAUCUUACCUUCAUUGACGGUGGAUUUGUUCUCUUGGUCCAGGUUGCUCACCAGAUUACGGAUGCCAGUGGCUUUGCCGGCCUGAUACGGCAUUGGCUGCAGAGAGCCCGAGAUGGAUUGUCAGCAGAUCUCCAAUCUGGCGAAAACCCAGAGGCUAUCCAUGAUAAAUCUCGACUUUGCCAAGAUAACAUUGAAGGCGUGACCGAUGGUCUACAGAGAUUGGAAGUCGCAUUUAAGAAUGCUUCAGCAGGAAUGAAACCCCUUGCGAGCAUGAAGAGUACGACACGUGUUGCAAAGAACUUUUGGGUAUCCGCUCAAAAACUCGAGGAUCUGAGAUCUUCCCUACAAGGCGAAUUAUCAAAACGCCCAACAGCUUUCCAGUCGAUCGCGGUGUUAUUGUGGCGAUGCAUCGUCCGGACGCGAUUGACGCCAGAAACCGAUCUUGCAGCUACUGAAAGCAAAGGAUUUUUCGUAACUAAUAUGCGCCAACGCCUGAACCCUCCACUGCCAAACGACUUUUUUGGUAAUUCUGCCACCUGGGUAUUUACAGGUCUGCCUGUUUCCGCCCUGUUGAAUGAUGAGAAACGCACUGUGCCGAUCAACGAGAUCCAGAAGAUUUUCCAACAGGACACAAACGAGCUCAACUUGCUGCUAACCAACCAAUUCAUCUCACGGCAAAUGAAGUCUGGAGUGUAUCCACCAAUGAAUCUCAUGGGCUAUGAUGUCUUGUUCAAUUCGUGGGAGCACUUCUAUCCAGAUAUGAAGGACCUGGAUGUCGGUUUGGGAGCUUUUUGCGCAAUGCGGCGCAUGACGGAGUCGAUAACCCCUUCCUUGGUGCUGAUCCUUCCGUCUUACGGAAGGAGAGGACAUGAUUCUGAUGAUAAGUUUAAAUAUGGAUAUCCAGGGGGUAUCGAAGUUCAGGUCCAUCUAUUUUCGGAUCAAAUGGACCUUUUACAGAAGGACCCCGAAUGGCUACAAUACGCUACCACGGAUUGA
This is a messenger RNA of Talaromyces amestolkiae, 1452 nucleotides long. RefSeq lists its product as uncharacterized. The transcript has a single exon. The coding region runs from base 1 to 1452 and encodes 483 amino acids. The record is from RefSeq and is a predicted model, not a curated record. Lineage: Eukaryota; Fungi; Ascomycota; Eurotiomycetes; Eurotiales; Trichocomaceae.